Ipomoea triloba (trilobed morning glory) is the source of this 4173-nucleotide messenger RNA. RefSeq lists its product as uncharacterized. Gene Ontology annotation, biological process: DNA repair; telomere maintenance. The transcript has 10 exons. Gene Ontology annotation, molecular function: DNA helicase activity. NCBI's taxonomy places the organism in Eukaryota, Viridiplantae, Streptophyta, Magnoliopsida, Solanales, Convolvulaceae. The record is from RefSeq and is a predicted model, not a curated record. Bases 1 to 4173 code for a protein of 1390 amino acids.
AUGAAGAACCUGUCAAGUUCCACAGUCAUUGGAAAUAAGAGGAAGCUACCAUACUCAGCUAGCCAAGAUGGAAAUGUUGUUAAUACGACUAUUCGUAACACGGCGGAAGAUUAUAUGAUGGGCCAGACAUUUGAUAAUCGUAAUGAUAAAGGCACUACAUGCAACACUAAUUACAAACAACUAACAGGGAGUGAGCGUAGCCAAUCAUACUCCUUGGGCAUUUCUCGGCCAAAUAUUACUCAAGAAUCAGAUCCACAAGUUGUAAUUUGUCGAGAUUUAAGUCAAGAUUUUGAUGAAGUUAUGGAGAGUGAAGUUCAAUCUGUUCAAUAUGAUGAUUGUGGCGACCCUUCAUAUAGUUGUGAACAUUGUUCGGCAACAUUUUGGAAGAACAAUGACAAAGAUAGCAUUCAUGUUGAAGUUGUCUCUGAUAUUAAAAAAGUUUUGGACGAGAACAAUGUGUUAGUACAAUCCUUCCGCAAUGCAAAGACACAUAUUCAAGCAAAUCCACGGGUAGAAAUCAAGAUGAGACUAAUUGACAAACGUAACAAAGAUGCCCGAACAUAUAACCUCCCAACAGCGUCUGAGGUUGCAGCACUCAUUUUAGGAGACUUGGAACCAACAAUGGGUCAACGUGACAUAUUGGUCGAGACUAGAUCUGGUCUCUUGAAAAGGAUUAGUGAGUUGCACCCAUCGUACUUACCGUUGCAAUACCCACUCUUAUUUCCAUAUGGAGAAGAUGGUUAUAGAGAGGAUAUACAGCGAUGUAAAGAUUCCAACAACAAAUCUAACAGUAGGGUCCGCAUAACAGCGAGGGAAUUCUUCUCUUUUCGGAUGCAUGAACGACCCGGAGAGCUCUCGACUUUGUUAUUUUCCAAAAGGUUGUUUCAACAGUUCUUGGUAGACGCUUACACCAUGGUGGAAACUGGAAGGCUCAUAUACAUAAGGAACAAUCAAAAGUCAUUAAGAUGUGAAGCUUACAAAGGGUUGUCAGAUGCACUAACCCGUGGUGAGAUUGAUCCUAGCACACAAGGGAAGCGUAUUAUUCUACCAUCUAGCUUCACAGGCGGUGCUAAGUAUAUGGUUCAGAACUACCAGGAUGCUAUGGCCAUAUGUCGUUGGAUAGGUUAUCCAAAUCUAUUCAUCACAUUUACUUGCAAUCCUAAGUGGCCAGAAAUUGAACGGUACUUAGGUAAGCGUGAUUUGAAAGCUGAAGACAGGCCCGAUAUUGUUUGCCGAAUUUUUAAGAUGAAGUUGGAUGAUCUAAUAAAAGACCUUCGAACUGGAGAAUUGUUUGGUACAGUUAGAGCAGUCAUUUACACUAUUGAGUUCCAAAAGCGUGGUCUACCGCAUGCUCACAUUCUACUCUUCUUAGCAAACAAUGAUCGGAAUGCGGGGUGCAAUUUUAUUGACAAAAUGAUCGCAGCAGAAAUACCAGAUAAAGAAGUUGAUCAAGAGUACUACAAAUGUGUUGAAGAAUUUAUGGUCCAUGGUCCUUGUGGAAAUGUAAGAAAGCAAUCUCCGUGUAUGGUGAAUGGAAGGUGUUCAAAGCAUUUUCCAAAGAAGUUUGUUGACUCAUCGACUUUUGAUAAAGAUGGUUACCCAAUAUAUAGACGGAGAGAUGAUGGGAAUGACAGGGUCACAGCUGAGUUCUAUAAAAGUACCUCUGACAGUAAUAGGAAUGAAGUCAUUGAUGAGAUUAACAUGUAUUACGACUGUAGGUACAUAUCAGCUUGUGAGGCUACUUGGCGGCUAUUUAGCUUUGAGGUACAGUUUAGAACUCCAGCGGUGGAGAGAUUGAGCUUUCACCUACCAGACUGCCAAACAAUAAUUUUUGAAGAUGACGACCCAGUUGACAACGUAUUGAUGAGGGAGACAAUUGGUCAAAGUAUGUUUAAUGGUUGGUUUGAAGCAAACAAAAGGUUUCCCGAGGCUAAGUUAUUGACUUAUAUUGAGAUGCCAACUAAAUUUGUUUGGAAAAAGGAUAUUCGAGAAUGGAGUCCAAGAAAGAAAGGUUUUGUCAUAGGUCGUAUUUUCUAUGUACCACCGGGUACGGGGGAGUUGUACUACUUGAGAUGCCUUCUAAACAUAGUUCGCGGGCCUACAAGCUUUGAGGAAAUUCGGUUUUUUAAUGGUAUACAAUAUACUUCAUUUAGAGAUGCAUGUUAUGCCCGUGGUCUAUUGGAUGAUGAUAAGGAGUAUAUUGAUGCCAUUAAAGAAGCAAGUGAUUGGUCAUCUGCUCAUUCUAUGAGAAAACUUUUUGUGACAUUGUUGACAUCAAAUUCAUUUAAUAGGCCUGAAAUUGUUUGGAAGGAGGUGUUGGAUUACCUGUCUGAAGAUGUGCAAUACAAUCAACGCAUAUUCUUAUCAAUUCCAGAGCUGUCAUAUGAUCGUGUAGUUCUUGCAGAUGAAAGCGAUAGGUUUGUUAGCCAACUCACUGAAGAGCAACGUGGUGUUUACGAUACAAUAAUUGGAGACGUGUCAUCUAACAAAGGUGAAAUUGUUAUCAAUGUAGCUUCAAGUGGAAUUGCUUCACUAUUGUUGCCAGGUGGCAGGACGGCACACUCAAGGUUUGCUAUACUAAUUAACAUUAAUGAGGACUCCACCUGCAAUAUUAAACCCGAUAGCGACCUUGCUGAGUUGAUUUCAAAGGCAAAGUUAAUCAUUUGGGAUGAAGCUCCAAUGAUGCACAAACACUACUUUGAGGCACUAGACAGAACUAUGCGAGACUUGCUUCGUUUCACCAAUCCUGCAAGUGAGAGAUAUACGUUUGGUGGUAAGACUGUAGUACUUGGUGGUGAUUUUAGGCAGAUUUUACCAGUUAUACCGAAAGGCUCUAGGCAAGAUAUUGUUUCUUCAACCAUCAAUUCAUCAUACUUAUGGGAAAGUUGUACGAUUCUAAGGUUGACAAAAAAUCUACGUUUGGAAAAUAUGGAAAAUGCUGAAGAAAAACAACAAGUAGAACAAUUUUCAAAGUGGAUAGCUUCUAUUGGGGAUGGUACAGCAGGUGCAUCUAACGAAGAUUGUCCAGAGGUUGUGAUUCCAAAUGAGAUGUUGUUGUCAUCAAAUGGCGACCCAAUUGCCACUAUUGUUGAAAGUACAUUUCCCAUGUUCCAAAAUGGUUCAUGUGAUAACAGUUUUCUUGAGAGUAGGGCAAUUUUGGCACCAACAUUGGAUGUUGUGAACGCUAUUAAUGAUUACAUGAGUAGCAUGCACGAAGCUGAGAGUCGAACAUAUCUUAGUUGUGAUUCUGUAUGUAAAACGGAUAAUGGUAGUGGAGUUCUUGCAGAUGUUCACACACCUGAGUUUCUUAAUGGCCUUAAGGCAUCAGGUAUACCAAACCAUUCUUUGACAUUGAAGGUUGGUUCACCGGUGAUGUUGUUAAGAAACAUUGAUCACUCUCUCGGCUUAUGUAAUGGCACUAAACUGGUUGUAACAAGACUUUCUGAGCAUGUAAUUGAAGCUAAGAUAAUGUCAGGCAGUCAUUCUGGUACAAGGGUGUUGGUCCCUAGGUUGAGUAUGACGCCUUCAGAUCCAAGAUUGCCAUUUAAGUUUAGUAGAAGACAAUUUCCUUUGAUGCUUUCAUAUGCUAUGACCAUUAACAAGAGUCAAGGUCAAACACUAUCUCAUAUGGGUCUGUUAUUAAAGAAACUGGUGUUUGUGCAUGGUCAAUUCGGCGAAGACCUCCUAGCGGUGCGGCAGCGCGGAGGAGCUCCCAGCGGUGCGGCCUACAGCGAUGGAGGACCUCCCAGCGAACGGCUUGCAGCGACUGCUGCGGAUGAGCGACGGAGGAGGUCAGGCGUGUUGCAGCGACUCCAGGCGGUGGAUGGCGGCGGCCGUGCUUCGCGGCGAUGGGCUGUCGACGGCAGUGGAGGUGUGCGACGGCGAUGGAGUUGUGCGACGGCGGUGGAAGUGAGCGACAACAGUGGUGGUUUGCGUGGAGGCGUUGAAAUUUUGGGUAAAUAUGGUCUAAAAUUGGGGGUAUACGGCUUUAUUAAAAACCCUAUAACGUCGGUUAUUUAUAGUAAUCGACGUUGUAGGUUCGAAAAUAUAAUUUGGCGCGAUACGACGUCGGCUAAACUCCUAGCCGACGUCGUAUCUCGCCCUGGGGCUGAUUUAAUAUGUGAUACGACGUCGGCUAAUCUCCUAGCUAACGUCGUAUCGAGGUGGGACUGA